AUGACAAGAAACCGCAUUGAAAAAAAGAUAAGCUUAUUUAAUAUUGUUAUCUUGCUUUUAGGAAAAAAAUAUCUCUUAUCAAAAACCGAUAAAAAUUAUUGUCCCUUCAUUGAAACAUUGUCAUUUGGCUCAGAUAUUGAUAUUAAAUGUAACAAUAGUUACUUAAUAUUUAACGAAACUAAUAGUGAUACAUUAAAAUGGAAAUUUGCUAAUCAAACAUCGAUUUGUAAUCAAAAUGGUGCACAACAAGCUUAUAUUGAUCAAUGUGGAAUUAGUCGUAUUGGUUCAAAUUAUUUGAAAGUUCCAUUAAAGUCUUUACAACAUGAUGAAUAUGCUUGUAUUUAUUGUCAAAUAGAUUAUAAGCCAAUGGCAGCCUUGAUUACUGCAGUUCAGUCAGAUGAAGGUGAAUAUAUUUUAUAUAUUUUUAAUAUAACAGCUGCCGGAUUAGAACAUAACGAGUCAUUCGAAAUUCUCUGGGCUAAGCGUACUAGUGAUGAAAUUCGACAUUCAUUUAAUUAUUGGUUCUCACAAAGAUGUAUUAAUACCCUAGUAACAAUUAUUCAAAAUACUGGUCAUACAAUAAUAUUUACUGCAGAUGAUGUAGCUAUUAAUCGAGUUGAAUUUAUUAUUCGUCGUUGCAAUGGCACUUGUCGAAAUUAUGAUGAAUGUCCUGAAAAAGAAUUUCUUAAAGAUAUUGAUUCAAAUCAUUUACAAAUUCCUGAUUCAAUUGAAAAACUAAGUUGUGAUUCUGAUUGUUUAAAUGAUAUUUUUACAACAACAAUAACUGGCAUGAAAAAUAAUAUUUAA
This is a messenger RNA of Rotaria sp. Silwood2, 807 nucleotides long. The record is from the annotation of a GenBank genome assembly. Lineage: Eukaryota; Metazoa; Rotifera; Eurotatoria; Philodinida; Philodinidae.